AUGCUGCUCUGGAUACGGGCGGUUGACGACAAUGCCUCCCAGGCAUCAGUCAUCGUUAUCCCGACUAUUGUGACCACGGUCAUUGCCGUCGUCCUGACUCUGCUGCGGUUGUACGUGCGAAAGUUCGUCAUGAGGACACUGUCCUGGGAUGACUGGUUCAACCUCCUCGCAACGUUGACCACUCUGGUCGCCAUGGCCUUGAUACUCGCUGCAGUUCCGUAUGGUCUAGGGCGUCAUUACGACACCCUCGAUGUCGACCGUGCUGUGUACUGCGUCAAGCUCUUGCGGAUGUGCCUCUUUCCGCUACUGUUCUCGACCAUCUUCCUGAAGAUCUCCAUCAGUCUUCUCUUGAUGAGGCUGUUUCUUACAACCAAGGUGUGGAAGAUAUUCUUUUGGUGCUUCAUUGCCUUCAAUACGGUCACGAGCCUCCUGGAUGCCGCCAUCGUCCUCCCUCAGUGUGAUCCGGUGGCUCGAACAUGGGACAAAAGAGUGGAUGGGACCUGCUGGCCAAAGUCAGCAAUUAAUGGGGCAGCCAUUGCGCAAGGGGCAAUUGCCGCUGGAACAGACAUUGUGCUAUCCAUCCUACCGAUCGUAUUUCUAUGGAAGGUUAAGAUCCCGAUCAAAGUGAAGGCAGCCAUUUGUGGACUCAUGGCCCUGGGGUUUGCGAGCGCGGGUUUUGCACUUGCGCGAACACAGUACGUUUCCACUUUGACCGAGUCAUCGGAUCCUACGUGGGACUACAUAAAUCUCUACAUGUGUGCUUUCCUGGAAUCAUCCAUUGGAGUCAUCGCUGCUGCUGCACCCUCCGUUAGACCCCUCCUUCGUCCUGGAUUCUGGAACAAGGAAUAUUCCCGAUCGAGAUCCCGCUCGUUUCCAUUGCACACAUUGACCGCCAAGAAGAGCGCACGACCAGUGUGGGGAGAUACUCUUUUCGAUACCAGGUUCGAUGUGGAAGACCGUCCGAUCAAUUCUAGAGACAGCGAUUCCAAGCUGUGGCCACAGUUGAGCAUGGCUAUCGUGAAACGAACGUCGAUAGAGGUAGUGACCAACUCUAUGACGCAUAGCGAGGUGAAGGCCAUGGGAAGGCGAAGUGCUUAG
This is a messenger RNA of Aspergillus niger, 1098 nucleotides long. RefSeq lists its product as uncharacterized. The record is from RefSeq and is a predicted model, not a curated record. The transcript is spliced from 7 exons. NCBI's taxonomy places the organism in Eukaryota, Fungi, Ascomycota, Eurotiomycetes, Eurotiales, Aspergillaceae. Bases 1 to 1098 code for a protein of 365 amino acids.